Messenger RNA from Staurois parvus, 390 nucleotides. Lineage: Eukaryota; Metazoa; Chordata; Amphibia; Anura; Ranidae. The record is from the annotation of a GenBank genome assembly.
CUGUCCAGCUUGAUGAUCUGGUGCCUGCUACUCAGCCUGAUGGCCUGAUGGCCCGAUCCAGCCUGAUGGCCCGAUGGCCCGAUCCAGCCUGAUGACCCGAUGCAGCUUGAUGAUCUGAUGACUCGGUGCCUGCUGUCGUUCCAGAUGACUCGGCGCCCGCUGUCAUGCCAGAUGACUCGGUGCCCGCUGUUCUGCCAGAUGACUCGGUGCCCGCUGUCGUGCCAGAUGACUCAGUGCCCGCUGUCGUGCCAGAUGACUCGGUGCCCGCUGUCGAGCUUGGUGACUCGGUGCCCGCUGUUCUGCCAGAUGACUCGGUGCCUGCUGUCGUGCCAGAUGACUCGGUGCCCGCUGUCGUGCCAGAUGACUCGGUGCCCGCUGUCGUGCCAGAUG